Messenger RNA from Cherax quadricarinatus, 1124 nucleotides. Lineage: Eukaryota; Metazoa; Arthropoda; Malacostraca; Decapoda; Parastacidae. The record is from RefSeq and is a predicted model, not a curated record.
AUGGCGGAACUUAACGUGUCACUAGACAUACUGUUCCACCAUCAACAGACAUCUACUUUCACCUUCACGUAUGCAUCGUCACCAGUGAUCGUACGACCUCCUGACGACGCAGAGGCAGUAGAAGGCCAGGACGUCGUACUAGAGUGUGAAGCUACUGGCGACCCAGUACCAACACUCACCUGGAGGAGGGAUACCCCAGUACCCAUCUCUCUCAACCAGUCCCAAGCAGGGACGGGACCUCGUCUAGUGUUGUCACCAGUCACCAGAGGUCACACAGGAGCCUUUCUCUGUGUUGCUUCCAAUGGUGUUCCGCCAGCAGUGUCAGCAAGGGCCCAGCUGACAGUCAAGUGUGAGUACCAUCAGCUGACAGUCGAGUGGGUGUUUUCGGCCUGCCGAGAUGCUGCCGCCGGCAUGUACUGCCAACGGCAGGCAUGUUCCGGCAUGUUCCGGCAUGUUCCGGCAUGUUCCGGCAUAUACCAGACAUGUUCCGUCCAGUUUCCGGCCGGUCGGAACAUACCCGAGGGAACGGAUGCCCCGGAGAUCGUGGGCGGCGUGGGCGUGGUGUGGGCGGAGGUGACGGGCUGCGCGGCCCUGGUGUGUGAAUUUAGAGGCUGGCCUAGGCCUACCGUAGCCUGGACCAGGGACAGGCGGCUUAUAGAGAGCUCGCUGGACCAGUGGGACAUGGAUGGUACAGGACGGUCCAGCUUAGUCUUCAAGAGCAUCACUACUGAGGACUUUGGACUGUACACCUGCACAGUCAGUAACCUCCUGGGCUCCAGGUCCACUCUCCUGACCUUGCUAGAGGUGACAACCACCACCAGUUCCACCACAACUACCACAACUACUACCACUACUACCACCACUACCAGCACUCCUGGGUCUUCAGUGACAGUAGACCAGAAGGAUCUUGUUGACCAGGGGGUCGCGAAGACCUCUUUCAGGUCAUUCUUGCUACAUGGAGCCACCACCUCCAGCUGUGGCCCAGGAUGCCACCAGCUGCACCAGCUGGUUCACUGCCUGCCUUGCUGGCUCUGUCUACUGACCAGCUGUCUCCUCCACCUGCUGGUGCUGCUCCAGCUGCGCUAGUACCAUAUGUUUGUGGUUGCAGGGGAUCGAGUUGCAGC